GAAAUAAAGAGCAGCUGCCUGGCGUGGCCCAGCGCGGAGUGCGCGGGGCGCGCGUGGAGGCGGCGGCGGCGGCAGCAGCGCGCGUUCCUGCGCCGGGCCGCGGGCACCCGGGCCAGAGCCGUCGGAGCUCCGGGCUGCUGCUUGCGGCUGGGGAACAGCAGCCGGGCCACUUCCGAGAGCCCAGGCGGGCACAGAGCAGAGGAAGCAGCCGCCCCCACGCCCCGGAGGAGCGCCGGCCGCGCGGCGACCAGGUACCUAGCACCCAGAUGUGUCUCACACACUCCCAGUAUUCCUAGCUCCGGAGGGACUCCUUGUGCCCGGAGAACAUUUCCCACUUCUUCCAGUGGCAGCCAGUGAUGAGGGAAGAGCCGGCUGAAUGCACGUAAGCCACCAGUGUUUGCUGGAAGAUUGUUCUUCUCCACUCAGGACCUUUCAGAGACUGCUCUGCAAUGACCACAGCGAGGUACCGGCCUACGUGGGACCUGGCCCUCGACCCGCUCGUGUCCUGCAAGCUCUGUCUCGGAGAAUAUCCAGUGGAGCAGAUGACGACAUUAGCCCAGUGCCAGUGCAUCUUCUGUACUCUGUGCCUGAAACAAUAUGUUGAGCUCUUGAUCAAAGAAGGACUAGAAACUGCAAUUAGCUGCCCUGAUGCUGCCUGCCCUAAACAGGGCCAUCUCCAGGAGAAAGAGAUUGAAUGCAUGGUUGCAGCUGAAAUUAUGCAAAGAUAUAAAAAGCUACAAUUUGAAAGAGAAGUGCUCCUAGAUCCCUGCCGGACUUGGUGCCCUGCGUCCACCUGCCAGGCCGUCUGCCAGCUCCAGGACAUCGGCCUGCAGACCCCUCAGCUGGUGCAAUGCAAGGCUUGUGACAUGGAAUUCUGCUCCGUCUGCAAAGCCAGCUGGCACCCGGGCCAAAGCUGCCAAGAAACCAUGCCGAUCACCUUCCUUCCAGGGGAAACCAGUUCUGCUUUCAAAAUGGAAGAGGACGAUGCCCCGAUCAAACGCUGCCCCAAGUGCAAAGUGUACAUUGAACGUGAUGAAGGCUGCGCCCAGAUGAUGUGCAAGAACUGCAAACAUGCGUUCUGCUGGUACUGCCUCGAGUCUCUUGAUGAUGAUUUCCUCUUGAUACAUUAUGAUAAAGGACCGUGCCGAAACAAGCUGGGCCACUCCAGGGCAUCUGUGAUCUGGCAUCGGACACAGGUCGUGGGCAUUUUUGCCGGAUUUGGGCUCCUGCUCCUGGUGGCCUCACCUUUCUUGCUACUGGCUACUCCGUUUGUGCUUUGCUGUAAGUGCAAGUGCAGUAAAGGAGACGACGACCCCUUACCCACCUAGAGGAAGGCGAGAUGCUGGAACAAGAUCCCUGCUGCCAAGAAGCGCGGCUCUCCCCCACCCCACCCUGUUGUCCCCCUCUCACUAAACAUCUUUCUUGCCUUAUGUGCCCCAUUGAGCUUCACAGUGUCACGCUGGAUGCCGUGAUUUCAGGGACUGACGCCAGAACGUUUGCCGAGGCCCCAGCUGCAGUCAACCAGGCAUGUGGAAGGCAAGGCAGGUGUGGGUAGGGCACACCCCACAGAAUCAGUAUUUGCGGACUUGACAAGGGAGGUGCUGUAAGUCAGACACUGGGCAGUUUUCUCCCGGUGGUGAAACGCUAGAAAUGUCUGGUAGUGGCCUAAGAGACCUUCUCGUACAAAACCUUGUUCCAUCUCCUCAGUGGCUUCAAGAUGGUGUCGUGUUGUUGAGAGAAGAUGUCUUUUAAGGAUUACAACUCACUUCAGACAGAAUCUGAUUAUUCCGACUUAAGAAAAGCACUCUGUUUAUGACAACUGUUUUUAUUACUAAUAGCAUUUAGUAAAAUCCUUUGUAGAAGGUGUUGUUUUUCUUUUUUCCAGAUGAGUAGUGAAAAUCAACAAGGUGCAUAUAAACCAUCCUAUGCCUUUCUUGAAAUUUGCAUUUUGAGAAGUUAUGGUUAAAUGACUUUUCUGACUUGGCCACUUUUCAGGAGAUUUAGAAAGCCUUAUGCCCUCUUUGCUUUCUCUUGCAAUUUGUUGCAAUGACUUUUUGAAAGCUGCAAGUUGUGUAUUGUUAUAAACGUGAUUCUCAUAUUGUUGCAUUUCUUUGGAAGUCACUGACAUGUUUAAGGGAGCAUCUGCAUCACUGGUCUGGAAUUGCCUUUUGUUUUUUCUUUUUGUGGUGAUUCAGCUCAGCUCACAGCUCUCAUAACUUCUCUCCCAGGUGUCAGCAGGUUUUGUUGUUAUUGUUUUAAUGUCUUAAAAACAAAUCUUGUACUUGGAAAUCGUUCUGUUUGGAAUCAUUAUGGUUUGGCCACUUGCCUCAGUCUCUUUAAGCAGACAGUAAGAAGAAAAUAGCAUUAUUGAUUCUCAGUGUGCAGGGGCUGGAAGACUUUUGAUGGCUAACGUAGAACUUCCUGUAUUUUCUCUUUUUCUCUCCUUUUUUUUUCUUUAAAUAAUUUAGUUGCUUUGGAGAAUUCAAGUUUUGAAUCCUGUUGCUAACGGUUUCCCCCGUACUUAAAAAGCCUUCCAUCCCAUUUAGUCAUUUUCAUUUGGGGAUUUUACCACUUUGUCUUUUGCAGGACCGUGUAUAAGUGUUACCAUGGCAACAGAAUGCCCUAAUCAAUAAGAAGACACAAAUUACUCCAUCUGACUUUGAAAAGCAGAGAAAGCAUAUUCUUUAAAGAGAGUUGACUUUAAAAUGGCUUUUAAAGCCACAUAUGCUUUCUAAAAGUAAACCGAUUGCAUUGAGCUUGGGACUUUUAAAAAUAACAGAAAGGCAAAAGUUCUAGAUUUUUUAUAAUGGAUUUCUUUCACACGUAUUAAUAGUUCCACAGAAAAAACACGGAAUCUAACUUUUAUCACAGUUGUUUGCUCUUUGCAAGCACGUUUUUCAAAUCUUUUUGUAUGUUUGACUUCUACAUUUGUGUAUCAAUCUCAGGUCCCAGUUUCCCUUCCCUGGAUAGAAAUUUCUUCUUUAUUUCUUAGACUUUAAUAGUUUAGAAGAAACAGUAUCACUUCACUCUUCACCUCUUGUAUUUAUUUUCUUUAUGAAACUGAAGCCAUUUACAAAGCCAGUCUGUGUCCAAUUCACGUUACUUUAAAAAAAAUACUCCAUAUAAUUGCAAUUUAAAAUUUCAGUAACUAAAUGAAAACUUACCGGAGACCAUCUUUCCAGAUGAAAUCUGGGCAAUGAGUUUCUGUAGUUUGAGAUAUUGUGAUCAGGUCUAGUGACAGGGGGACUUUUCUGGAGAGGGUUGACAACUUCAUGAGUUCUGAAGAUGAAGGAAGCGGCCUGGCCUGGAUACUCAGCCUGUGAUUUAUGGAUUCAGCCAUGUCUCCAGGAUCCUCUAAAUUGCCUAUUAAAGAUGAUUGCCUGCGGCCCUGUUUUCAGUGGUAAAGAGGACAGGCUUCCUGCUUCCCAUUGCACAAAUCUAUGUAGGCAUACCUCGGAAAUAUUGUGGGUUCAGUUCCAAACCACCACAAAAAUGCAAAUAUUGCAAUAAAGUGGGACACAAGAAUUUUUUGGUUUCCCAGUGCAUAUAAAAAGUUGUGUUUGCCCUAUACUGUAGUCUAUUAAGUAUGCAAUAGCAUUAUGUCUUAAAAAAUGCACAUACCUUAAUUUAAAAAUAAUUUAUUGCUAAAAAGUGCUAAUCAGCAUCCAACCCUUCAGCGAGUCUUGUUCUUUUUGCUGGCGGAAGGUCUUGCCUCAAUGUUGAUAGCUGCUGACUGAGCAAAGUGGUGGUUGCUGAGGUUGGAGUGGCUUUGGCAAUUUCUUAAAAUAAGACAACACUGAAGUUUGCCGCAUCCAUUGACUCUUCAUGAAAUAUUUCUCUAUAGUAUGCAAUGCUGCUUAAUAGCAUUUUACCCACUUCAGAACUUUCAGAAUUGGGGUCGAUCCUCUCAAACCCUGCUGCUGCUUUAUCAACUAAACUUAGGUAAUAUUCUGAAUCCUUUGUUGUCAUUUCAACAAUGUUCACAGCAUCUUCAAAGGAGUAGACUCCGUCUCAAGAAACCACUUUGUUUGCUCGACCAUAAGAAAAAACUCCACAUCCAUUAAAGAUUUGUCAUGAGUUUGCAGCAAUUUGGUCAUAUCUUCAGGCUUCACUUCUAAUUCUGGUUCUCUCAGUUUUUCCACCACAUCUGCAGUUACUUCCUCCACUGAAGUCUCAAACCCCUCAAGGUUAUCCAUGAGGGUAGGAACCAACUUCUUCCAAACUCCUGUACUGUUGAUAUUUUUGAACUUCUCCCAUGAAUCACGAAUGUUCUGAAUGGCAUCUAGACUGGCCAAUCCUUUCCAGAAGGUUUUUUAUUUAUUUUCCCAGAUCAAUCAGAGGAGUCACUUUCUAUCACAGCUAUAGCCUAUGAAAUGUGUUUCUUAAAUAAUAAGACUUGAAAGUCAAAAUUACUCCUUGAUCCACGGACUCCAGAAUGGAUGUUGUGUUAGCAGGUAUGAAAGCAACAUUAAUCUUGUACAUCUCUAUCCAAGCUCUUAGGUGACCAGGUGCAUUGUUAAUGACCAGUGAUAUUUUGAAAGGAAUCUUUUUCUCUGAGCAGUAGGUCUCAAGAGUGGCUUAAAAUAAUCAGUAAACCAUGUUGUAAACAGAUGUGCUGUCAUCCAGCCUUUGUUGUUCCACUUACAGAGCACAGGCAGAGUAGAUUUAGCAUCAUUCUUAAGGGUCCUAAGGUUUUUGGAAUGGCAAAUGAGCAGUGGCUUCCACUUGAAGUCACCAGCUGCAUUAGCCCCUAACAAGAGAGUCAGCUUGUCUUUUGAAACUUUAAAGCCAGGCAUUGACUUCUCCUCUCUAGCAAUGAAAGUCCUAGAUGGCAUCUUUUCCCAAUAGAAGGCUGUUUCAUCUACAUUGAAAAUCUGUUGUUUAGUGUAGCCACAUUCACCAAUUAUCUUAGCUAGAUCUUCUUGAUAAUUUGCUGUGGCUUCUCCAUCAGCGCUUGCUGCUUCACCUUGACUUUUAUGUUAUGGAGGUGGCUUCUUUCCUUAAACCUCAUGAACCAACCUCUGCUAGCUUCCAACUUUUCUUCACCUCUUUCUGCAGCCUUCUUCACCUCUCUCAUCCUUCCUAGAACUGAAAAGAAUUAGGACCCUGCUCUGGAUUAGGCUUUGGCUUAAGGGAAUGUUGAGGCUGGUUUGAUCUUCUAUCCAGACCACUAAAACUUUCCCCGUAUCAGCAAGAAGACUGUUUGGCUGUUUUUUUUUUUUUUUUUUAUCAUUUAUGCAUUCACCAGAUUAGCACCUUUAAUUUCCUUCAGUAACUUUUCCUUUCCAUUCAUAACUUGGCUAACUGGUGCAAGAGUCCUCACUUCCAGCCUAUCUCAGUUUUUGGCAUGCCUUCCUCACUAAACUUAAUCAUUUCUAGCUUUUGAUUUAAAGUGAGAGAUGUAUGACUCUUCCUUUCACUUGAACAUGUAGAGGACAUUGUAGAGUUAUUAAUUGGCCUAAUUUCAAUAUUGUAUAUUGAAGCAUUUAUUGUAUACAACAUUUAUUGAUUAAGUUUGCCAUCUUUUAUGGGUUCAGUUUAUGGUGCCCCCAAACAAUUACAGUACUAACAUAACAGGUCCCUGAUCACAGAUCACCAUAAUGGAGAUAAUAAUAAUGAAAUAAUUUGAAAUAUCAUGAGAAUUACCACAAUGUGACACAGAGACAUGGAGUGAGCACAAGCGGUUGGGAAAAUGGCACCAAUAGACUUGGUCAACACAAAGUUGCCAAAACCUUCAAUUUGUAGAAAACACAAUAUCUCCAAAGCACAAUAGAGCAAUGCACAAUAAAACGAGGUAUGCCCAUAUAAUAUACCCCUGUCCUUUGGGGUGGGAAUCAGAGCCUUUGGAAGGGGUGCAUUUUCUGAGCUAGGGCCCACAUCCCUGGAUUCCCAGAGCAAUGGGCUUUCCUUCUAGAAUAGAGGAGUCCCUAGCCCCAUUAUGCAUAUCUGUAGCCCCAACCAUCAUUGUGCCUUCAGCAUCGGUGUAUUUCAUAAGCACUUGGUUUGAUUUAUAUAGGGGCCAGAGAGUUUACUAGACCAAGGCAAUCAAAGUAUCACCUGUUUGCUCAGAGAUUUUGCAUCGAGCAUACGAUGGUUUAGUAUACGAUGGUUUAGUAAUAACAAAUCUAAAAUUGUCCGUUUCCUAGAUAGAUAUCAGCAAGCUCACAUUGAUAGACUUACAUAAACUUGCAUUUUCUCCUUAGCAGACUCCAUUUUUUUCUUUAUUUUUUUUUUUUUUAGUAAGGAAUGCCAUACUCAUUUUUCAUGGUGAUGUAUUAAUCAUGAUUGAUUGAUAGAACAUGAAUGAUGGUCCUAUUUUUGAAAUUUGACCUUGCUGUGUCUCCCAAGUACAACUUGGGGAGUUCUGCAUUAAGUAGAUGGACUUGUUCCUGUUAUUUAGCAUAAUUUGUCUUACUUUAAAAAUGGCAUUCAUUUAUGCAGAUGGGUUUCAUGUUGAUAUUCUGGAAGCACAUGUAUGUUUAGUCAUUUGAAGGCCCUUAAAUCCUGGGGAGGGGGUAGAAGACUGUUAGGAAUGGCCGUGGCUUACUGUGUUGCAGGGGCAGGUGGUGGGGGACAUGGUUGACGUGAAAAUUUUCUGAGUCCCCUUGGUCACUGGCCAUGUUACAAGGUUAUACUGGGCUUGGCUCUUCUCUAAAUUUGGCUCUGUUGUAUCCUCCUGUAGCCCAGCCAGCCAAGUUUUGCAAUCCUCACACUAGGCCACUGCCUCCAGAGAAGAAGUCCAUGUAGAAGUUUACACACCAGAGAUUGACUUAAUAUCUGGACAUAUUUAAAUAAAACCUUGGAUGGCAUGAAUUGCUGUCAAAACCAGUUCUCCUUCCACAACUCCAGGGUUAGCUGUGGACUGAGAAACCAACAUCUGUCAGAUCUGGUAUCUUAAGAAGGGGAACAAAUUGCUUUACAAUUAUUAUCUGUAAACCCUAUUUAUGACCCAGGCCAAUUCCUGAUUAGAACCCAGGCCUCAUGGGGAAAGAGAUGAUCAGCUAGACCAACAUUACUUAAAGAUGAGUUUAUCUUUUUCACUUCUAUUACAAAAAUAUGAGCUAUAUAACAAAUCGGAGAAAAAAUUUCCCUUGAUAGUCUUUAAAAAUUUGAAAGAACCAGGGUGGGCUUUUUGUAUAUUUCUCAGAUUCCCAUUUAUUAAUAAAUGUCUGUAUAUAAAUAUAAAAAUCACAAUGAAAUUAUCAAGGGAAAACAUUUUGCAUGUAUAAAGCUUCAUGAAGGUCUCUUCAAAAAAUACCAAAGCCUGUUUAUUUCUUGUAAUGAACCCAUGCCCUUAUGAAAAUAAACAAAUUGAAGGGAUUAUGACUGGCGUUGCCAAAAAUGCCAAAUGGAAUGCAGGGGCCCGCAUUAAAAUAUAACUGCUAAUGCAUUACAACUAGGAGAGCAUGUUGUUUGGGUAUUUAAAACCCCAUGAUCUCCAUCGUUCCUUUGACUAGUGUAAUCCUGUCUUCCAAGAUUCCAGGAGCCUUCAGUUAGGGGUAGGUACACAUCACAUACCUGAAGCUUUCUUUUGUCCUUUGCUCAUUUUAUCAUGGGUGUCUUUUAAUCUUGCAUAAAAAUAUGCAUGAAUGAGUCACGUACAUGUAUACAUUAUGUAUUUGACAAGUGGUGGUAAAACAAAACAAAACAAAACAAAUUCGGUUUGUGUUUUUGAAAUGUCAGUACAUUUUGUGCCACUAACACUGUGAUGUAUAAAGGAAUUGUUUGAAUGCCUUUUAAUGUUGUGUUUUGUACUUUGGAAUCAUAUGGAGACGUUUGAUUUGUAAUUCCAAUACAUAUUUUAAAUGUAUUGUGUCUUAUGUAGUUUGUCCCCCCUUUAGAAGGGAUGUCUUUUUAAAGAUAUUUUGGCUGGAAUACAGGUUACUUUUGUAAAUCC
This is a messenger RNA of Choloepus didactylus (southern two-toed sloth), 7897 nucleotides long. It is a transcript of the gene RNF144A, whose product is annotated as ring finger protein 144A. Gene Ontology annotation, cellular component: Golgi apparatus; cytoplasm; ubiquitin ligase complex. Gene Ontology annotation, molecular function: ubiquitin conjugating enzyme binding; ubiquitin protein ligase activity; zinc ion binding. The transcript is spliced from 9 exons. Gene Ontology annotation, biological process: protein polyubiquitination; positive regulation of proteasomal ubiquitin-dependent protein catabolic process; ubiquitin-dependent protein catabolic process. The record is from RefSeq and is a predicted model, not a curated record. NCBI's taxonomy places the organism in Eukaryota, Metazoa, Chordata, Mammalia, Pilosa, Megalonychidae. The coding region runs from base 450 to 1328 and encodes 292 amino acids.